Molecule: messenger RNA, 877 nt
Organism: Dictyostelium discoideum AX4
Lineage: Eukaryota; Evosea; Eumycetozoa; Dictyosteliales; Dictyosteliaceae
Exons: 3
Source: RefSeq, a predicted model, not a curated record
UAAUUGUGUGUUUAGGGUGCAAUUUAAAAAAAAAAAAAAAAAAAUUAAAAAAAAUUUUAUAACUAUGGAAAGUAACAUUAUAAAUUGGAUAUAUAACAGUAAUGAAUUUAUAUUGGAUAUUUUACUAUCUUUAUCAAAGAAUGGUUUUUAUAUAUCAAAGUCAAGUUUAAAAAAAUUAAUUAAUUCACCAAAUAAAAUUUCAGAAAAAAGUGAACAAAUUACAUUAAUUAAUUUAGAUUUUAUAAAUGAUAAAGAAAAAAUUAAUACCUGUAAUGUAAUAAAUGUAAUAAUAAUUAACAAUAUAUGUUUAAACCAAAGACAUAUAAUUAGAGUAACAGAAGAAAGUAGAAUUGAUCCAAAUGGGGUUAAAUAUGAAAUAAUUCCAAAAAAUUAUAAAAGCUAUUUCGAUAAGAAAUUACCAUUAGAACUGUCACAUUUAAUAUCAAGUAAUCAAUAUAUUAAUUUUAUAAAAUCUAUUAAUUCUGCUUAUAAUGGUCAUUGGAUUAAAUUUUUAGUAAUUUUUUUUUAUAUUAUUGGUUUAAUGGUUUAUUUAAUUUUAUUAAAAAAAAACAUUUUACCAAAUCAAUCUUGGAUUUUUAUUGUAGUUUUAUCCUCAAUUAGUUUUUCAUUAAUUAUUUUUCAUUUAAUAUAUUCACAUUUAAUUAAGUAUAUUAUAAUUAAAAAAAUAAUAUAUGAAUUUAAUAAAAAAUUAAUAUUUCAAAUGAACUAUAGUGAUUUUCAUAAAUUUAUUGAAUUUAAAUUGAUAAGGAAAAAAAAAAAAUUCAUUCAAACAAAUGAUAAAAUAACAUUGGAAUUUGUUUAUUACCCAAGAAAUUCAAUUAAUAAUAAUAAUAAUAUAAAUGAGUUUAAUUUAUAA